UUUUGGUCACGAGAAGAGGGGUUCCUUAGGCGGCGCCGCUGCGAGUAGGAGAAGUCUAGGAGGGAGCCGAGCAGGGUGCGCCCCUGCUUGGGGAGGGCCGAUGGGUUCCACGGCUUUUUGCAGCAUUUGCCCUUCUCUCACCUGAAGGAAAAACUCUAGGGAAAUCGACUCGUGCCAGAGAAAGAUGAGUUCGAUAUUGACCGCAAGUCUAGGCAGUGACGCUGAGGCGGGGGCCAAGGUUGCCGCGCCACCCUUGCGUGAUGGACUUUUGAUAGUGAAAGUGGAGGAAGACUCAUUCGGAGGUCUGGAGUCCGACUUGCCCGGGGACUGUCAGGAUUCCGAAACUUGUCGACUGCAUUUUAGGCGGUUCCGUUACCAGGAGGUGGCUAGUCCAGAAGAGGCACUGAGCCGGCUCAGGGAACUUUGUCGUCGGUGGCUGAGGCCUGAGAUGCAUUCGAAGGAGCAGAUUCUAGAGCUGCUGGUACUAGAACAGUUCCUGGCCAUCCUGCCCCCAGAGCUGCAGGCCUGGGUGCGGAAGCACUGCCCCCAGAGUGGGAAGGAGGCAGGGGCUGUAGUGCGGACUCUUCAGAGGGCACUGGGUGAGCCCUCACCCCAGGGUUUGGUGAAUGUCAAGGAUGUGGCUGUCUCUCUAACCUGGGAGGAGUGGGAGCAUCUGGAUCCAGUUCAGAGGGUCUUCUACAGGGAGAGCAAACCAAAGGAUUAUGGGAACAUAGCCCCACCAAGUUUGGAAACCAGAACUGAGAACAAAGAGUUGAUUCCAAAGCAAGAAAUUCUAGAAGUAGAGCCACAGAGGCAGCUACAGGAAGCAUCCCAGGGGAAGGCUCCCUUGUUUUCCCAUGAGGACAGGGUAGAAAAGCAGUCAGGAACCCCCUCAUCACUGAAAUUUGAAAAUUCUCCAGAAGAGCAAGGACUCACCAGCAUCUCAGAUCUCAAGAAUGGUCCAACGGAAGAGGGAGACUCCAAAAAUAAUGAAUUUGGGAAUAGUGCCAGAAGUUCACACUUUGUUUUUUGUCAGCGUGGCCUGACAGUAGAGAGAUCUGUUAAUGGUGAUGAAUGUUGCAUUCAUAGUUCAGGCCUUUUUGAGACUCAGAGGCAGUUCCGUGAAGAAAGACCUUAUAAAUGUGAAAGCUGUGAGAAGAGUUUCAAACAGCGUUCUGACCUCUUUAAACACCGGAGAAUCCAUACUGGAGAGAAACCCUACGAAUGCCAAGAAUGUGGGAAGAGCUUCAGUCAGAGUGCUGCCCUAAUUAAACACCAAAGGACACAUACAGGGGAAAAACCAUAUACGUGUCCCAAAUGUGGGGACAGCUUCAGACAGAGCUCACAUCUCAAUCGGCAUCAAAAAAUACACAUAGGAGAGAAACACUAUAAAUGUAAUGAAUGUGGGGAAACCUGCCGUAUUUCCAACCGUUUUAGACAUCAGAGAAUCCAUAAAGGGGAGAGACCCUAUACAUGUGAAGAAUGUGAAAAGAGCUUCAAACGGUGCUCUGACCUCUGUAAACAUCAGAGAAUCCACACUGGGGAGAAACCUUAUGGAUGUUCUGUGUGUGGGAAACGCUUCAGUCAGAGUGCAACCCUCAUUACACACCAGAGAACUCACACUGGAGAAAAACCUUAUAAAUGUCUUGAAUGUGGAGAAAGCUUUAGACAGAGUCCACACCUUAUCCGACACCAAAGGAUCCAUAGAAAUAAAAUCCUGUCAUUUUGACAUACUUUUGCAUGAACUGUUUUGUUUUUUCAUUGCCCAAAUACUGCAUUCUUUGGCUUGUGGAGUAUUUCAGUCAAUCAUGGAUUAUAUUUCCUUGGGCAUCACACCCAAGAUAGAUUCAUUCUGACUCAAGUCUCAAGACAUACUUGAUAAGAGUAUUACAAAGAAGGAGAAACCUAUCAGUUGGAAGCCCCUCCAACAUGAUUCUGGGGAGACUUCUGAUAAGAGCGAGGGCUGACAUGCGACAUUCUGUCCUUGUCUCAUCACUCUCCUACCUCUCCUCUUGAACAACCAAAUCUUGGCGCACUCUAGUUACUUCCGUAAGAAUUAAUUUUGGUCACUCAGAAUUGUCUUUCUACUUAGAUGGCAGAGAGGAUUGCAAAUACUUUAUCAUCCAAAACAACUCAUAUAGUUCAGUGUAUACAAGAGCCACUCUAUAUAUUUGAAUUAAAAAAAUUAAUUUUGCAGAA
Molecule: messenger RNA, 2199 nt
Organism: Pteropus alecto (black flying fox)
Lineage: Eukaryota; Metazoa; Chordata; Mammalia; Chiroptera; Pteropodidae
Gene: ZNF394
Product: zinc finger protein 394
Exons: 3
Coding region: 185-1729 (514 amino acids)
Biological process (GO): regulation of transcription by RNA polymerase II
Molecular function (GO): RNA polymerase II cis-regulatory region sequence-specific DNA binding; DNA-binding transcription factor activity, RNA polymerase II-specific
Source: RefSeq, a predicted model, not a curated record